UAGGAGUCGAGGAUAGGAGUCGAGGAGGGGAAUCUCAGAAAUGAGAUACGGCCAAUAUAUUAUAAAGAGCUACUGAUGUAAUCAGAGUGAGUUUCUGGAAGCUUCCUCACCCUGUCACCUGAUCUGAUGACAUCACAGAGGAUCCUCCCCCCCACCUGAACAACAGGUUCACAGCAGCCUGGGGCGCUCAGGUUUACAGGAGCACCUGAAGGCAGCACGCAGACAGACAGAGAUGCUGUAAUAAGAGGAGACUCACUCUGCUAGCUGAGUGCUAGCUGGCAGCAGCGUGGACUUUACGACUCUUCAGCUCCUUUUUAAACAUCUGAAACAAACUCACUCAAGUUUCCCACUUCCUGUCCAGCUGUGCAUCCUCCGGUCCUCAGAGAAUGAGGAUCGUGUGUAAGGACGUGUCCGCGGAGACGCUGUACGACGUCCUCCACGACACCAGCUACCGCAGGAAGUGGGACAGCAACAUGAUCGAGACGUACGACAUCGGGAGGCUGACCGCCAACACCGACGUGGGAUACUACUCCUGGAGGUGUCCCAGUCCUCUGAAGAACAGGGACUUUGUGACGAUGAGGUCUUGGCUUCCUCUGGGGAACGACUUCCUGAUCAUCAACUACUCAGUCAAACACCCGGACCACCCCCCUAAGAAGGACUUUGUGCGGGCGGUGUCCCUGCUGACGGGGUAUCUGAUCCAGUCUAACGGACCCAGCAGCUCCACCCUCUACUACCUGACCCAGAUGGACCCCAAAGGUUCGUUACCUAAGUGGGUCGUGAACAGAGCGUCUCAGUUGGUGGCCCCGAAGGCCAUGCGCAGGAUCUACAAGGCGUCCCUGAAGUACCCGGACUGGAAGAGGAGACAUGGUCCUGGUCUUCGGCCCUGGCUGUUCCCGGAUCAGAGCGUCCUCCCCGGCGUCUCCUCGGAGCGUCUGUCCCUGCAGCGAUGCGACUCUCUGCAGAACAUCGACGAGAGCUCCGCCAGCGAGGAGAGGACGGAGAGGACGGGGGACGAGAGGACCAACCACAGCGACGAGGACGACUGAGACCCCGUCUGUCCCCCGAGAGGAGAGGAGAGGACGGACGGAGAGGACGGAGAGGACGGAGAGGACGGAGAGGACGGAGAGGACGGAGAGGACGGAGAGGACGGAGAGGACGGAGAGGACGGAGAGGACGGGGGACCAGAGGACCAACCACAGCAACGAGAACGACUGAGACCCCCAUCUGUCCCCCGUCUGUCCCCCGGAUCAGGACUGUCUCUGCAGCGAGGGCCCUCUUAUUCUUCUCCAUCACCUGCGACAGAAGUAAAGAAAGCAAACAGGAAAUCUGAAUCUUGCGCUGAGCACCAGAGAGGAGGACAAAUCCUCCUGUCCUCUCCUGUCCUCUCCUGUCCCCUCCUGUCCUCUCCUGUCCUCUCCUGUCCUCUCCUGUCCUAAAUAUCUGUAAAUAAAGACGGCACAGAUUGAAUGUUUAACUUCUAAAUAAUAAUAUAAUGCCUGUGCAGUUUCUAUUAGAUAAUAAUCUGAUCGUCAGAUAUAAAGUUAUCAAAUACUCAGGUAGAGUACAAGUACCUCAAAGAGUAGAGUACAAGUAGAGUAGAGUACAAGUACCUCAAAGAGGAGAGUACAAGUACCUCAAAGAGUAGAGUACUUGAGUAAAUGUACUUCAUUAUAUUCCUCAUGAAUGUACUAAUACUGUGAUGAACGGCAUGUUAUUGAUCAGAACAAACAGAUCUCUGACCAGCCUGAAGAGACACAUCGUCCUGAAGAGUCACAGAACGUCCUGCAGGAUAACAGAUAUACAUAUAUAUAUAUAUAUAUAUAUAUACAUACAUAGUGCUUCUCCAGGAGGCUUGUGCCCUGCAGCGCC
Messenger RNA from Trematomus bernacchii (emerald rockcod), 1869 nucleotides. RefSeq names its product StAR-related lipid transfer (START) domain containing 15 (gene stard15). Gene Ontology annotation, molecular function: lipid binding. The record is from RefSeq and is a predicted model, not a curated record. The transcript is spliced from 7 exons. The coding region runs from base 387 to 1046 and encodes 219 amino acids. NCBI's taxonomy places the organism in Eukaryota, Metazoa, Chordata, Actinopteri, Perciformes, Nototheniidae.